Messenger RNA from Musca vetustissima, 661 nucleotides. RefSeq lists its product as uncharacterized. Lineage: Eukaryota; Metazoa; Arthropoda; Insecta; Diptera; Muscidae. The coding region runs from base 95 to 661 and encodes 188 amino acids. The record is from RefSeq and is a predicted model, not a curated record. The transcript is spliced from 2 exons.
GUCGUCGAUUCCCUACUUGAAAGCAACUAAAUUAUAACUGUUUUUUACUUCUCUACCCCCCUCAUACACACACACUCACUCAAAACUCACAACUAUGAACUCCUUCUCCGUGUUCGUGGUGUUGACUUUGGCCGUUUUGGCUGUGGCAGAGCCACCGUCGGGAUACAACUAUCCACGUGGAGGUGGUGGCGGCGGCGGUGGUAGCUUUGGUGGUGGCAGCAGCUUUGGCGGUGGCAGCAGUUUCGGUGGUGGUGGCGGCGGUGGCUAUCAAGCCGUCAGCGGAGGUUUCCAAACCAGCGAAGGCCAAAAUGUUGAUCCCCAGCUGUUAGAGCAAGUCCGUCAGAUCUUGUUGCAGGAAGAAAGCAAAUCUGGUGGUGGUGGAGGUAGCGGCGGUGGUGGUGGCGGCUAUCCCAGUGGUCCUUCGGGCUCCUAUGGACCUCCCUCCAGCCAAUACGGUGCUCCAAGCGGUGGCGGCGGUGGUGGUGGCCGUGUUGUGGGUAUUGACUUGGAGGGUGUACGUCAAGCCAUCCAAGUGGCUCAAUUCGCCCAGCAGAGUACACAAGCUGGCGGCGGCGGCGGUGGUGGCGGUUAUCCCAGCGGUCCAUCGGGAUCUUAUAGUGCUCCCUCAAGACCCAGUGGCAGUUAUGGUGCCCCAUUCUAG